Molecule: messenger RNA, 1164 nt
Organism: Botrytis porri
Lineage: Eukaryota; Fungi; Ascomycota; Leotiomycetes; Helotiales; Sclerotiniaceae
Exons: 2
Coding region: 1-1164 (387 amino acids)
Biological process (GO): secondary metabolic process
Cellular component (GO): cytosol; cytoplasm
Molecular function (GO): hydrolase activity; carboxy-lyase activity
Source: RefSeq, a predicted model, not a curated record
AUGUCGUUUGUUCGUACGUUUGGAAAAGCUGCUUUGGCGACUCUUCUCCUCACUCCUUCUUCCAUAUCAGCUACAGACUAUACACCUCAAGAAACCGUCUUGAAUUCUGGUCGUCCGACUUUCUACGAUGCUUCAACUUCCAUUCCUGGUAAAAUUGCCCUCGAAGAACAUGUUGGUAAUGAUCUUCUUAAUGGUCUCUAUACCGUCCCUUACUAUCCCAACACCAACGAACCUCAAUACUCUGAUUCCGUCUACAUCGCCGAUGUAGGUGAGAAGAUGCUCGAUAUUCCUUCGCGCAUUGCCAAUAUGGAUGCUGCGAAUAUUAGCAUUUCCGUUUUAACAUUUGGAGGCCCGGGGAUCCAGGGUGUUUUCAAUGCUACCUAUGCGACCUAUGCCGCUGGAUAUGUGAAUGACUAUUUGUACAAGAAUUAUAAGGAUAAUGCGAAUUACACGGGGAGAUUUGAGUUUUGGUGUAGCAAUGCACUUCAAGAGCCCUCCAAGGCCGCUACCGAACUCGAACGUUGUGUCAAAGAACUCGGAGGUGUUGGAUCCUUCGUUGGAGGCUACACCAACAAUGGAGGUAUCAACGGUACCGCAAACGAUAUCGUCUAUCUCGACGACCCAAGCAUGGAGCCUUUCCUUGAAAAGGUAGUCGAGCUAGAUGUUCCCAUCUACUUGCAUCCACGUAUGCCAGCCCCUAGCCAACUUCUCAGCGUCAAAGGCUAUGAAUUCUUGGGUUCAUCUCCCUGGGGAUUUUCCUCCGAGACAGGUGCUCACGCUCUCCGUCUCAUGGUUUCCGGAACUCUGGAUAAAUACCCUACUCUUAAGAUUGUGCUCGGACAUUGUGGAGAGGGACUUCCAUUUUUCCUUCCACGUAUUGAUCAGCGAUUGAGACAUUUCAAUCAAGAUUUGUUCAACAGCAAGCUGACGAUGGAGGAGUACUGGCUCCGCAAUUUCUGGGUUACAACUGCGGGUGUACAAGAUGCGGGAACAGUGGUGGAUACGAUCAAGAGAACAGGUGAGGAUAGAGUAAUGUUUAGUGUGGAUUAUCCAUUUGAGGAUACGGUGGAGAUUGCGGGAUGGUUUGACCGUUUGGAGAUGAACACACUUACCAAGACGAAGUUGGCAUACGAGAAUGCGAAAGCUCUUCUAAAGUUGACUUGA